GCGUCGAGCCGCCGAAUGUAAAUAACACGUCAACCGCAGUUUUUAUUGAACACUUAUCCCACAAAACGAAAAAUUUUCUUGAAAAAUCAGUUUACUAGCCAGAAGGAAAUGUCCCAAGAAAACGGCUCCAACAAGAAACGACGGUUGUCCUUGGAAAACCAUUUGGCAAGUACCGAAUCGGAAGGUAGCAGCCAUUCAGCUGCGGAUCCCAAUCGCCGGGUGGCGUUGAUUACCGGUAUCACCGGGCAGGAUGGAUCCUACUUGGCGGAAUUUCUGCUGAAGAAGGAUUACGAAGUGCAUGGAAUCAUACGACGGGCCAGCACGUUCAACACUUCGCGGAUUGAACACCUGUAUGCCGACCCGCAUAGCCACAAACAGGGCAAAAUGAAGCUCCAUUAUGGUGACAUGACCGACAGCAGUUGUCUGGUGAAAAUAAUAUCCAGUGUACGCCCGUCGGAGAUUUACAACCUGGCCGCGCAGAGCCACGUGAAAGUGUCGUUCGAUUUGAGUGAGUACACGGCGGAGGUGGAUGCGGUGGGGACGUUGCGACUGCUGGAUGCCAUCAGGACUUGCGGGCUGGAGAAAUGCGUGCGGUUCUACCAGGCCAGUACAUCGGAACUGUACGGAAAAGUCGUGGAAACGCCUCAGAAUGAGAAGACACCGUUCUAUCCGCGAUCUCCGUAUGCCUGUGCCAAGAUGUACGGCUACUGGAUUGUGAUCAACUAUCGGGAAGCAUACGGGAUAUUUGCCUGCAAUGGGAUCCUGUUCAACCACGAGUCGCCCCGGCGAGGUGAGAAUUUUGUGACGAGGAAAGUAACCCGGUCGGUGGCGAAAAUUUCGCUCAAUCAAAUGGAAUGCUUGGAACUGGGAAAUCUGGACUCCAAGCGAGACUGGGGUCACGCACAAGAUUACGUGGAGGCUAUGUGGAUGAUGCUACAGCAGCCGGAACCGCAGGAUUACGUGAUUGCUACGGGCGAGUGUCACUCGGUAAGGGAAUUCGUUGAGGAAUCCUUCAAGCACAUUGGGCGCGAAAUCGAGUGGCGAGGAUCCGGAGUGGAGGAAGUGGGAGUGGAAAAGGGAACCGAUACCGUUCGAGUUCGGAUCAAUCCCAAGUUCUUCCGGCCAACGGAGGUGGAUUUGCUGCUCGGUGAUGCCAGCAAAGCGAAGCGGGAACUGGGUUGGUCGCCGAAGGUGUCGUUUCUGCAGCUGGUUGCCGACAUGAUGGUGGCCGAUAUUGAGCUGAUGAAGAAGAAUCCAAAUGCUUAAGGUACUUUUAGAGAAAAGUAUUGCCGCGUUGCAUUAUUCUCUGGGUUGCGGUGCAACCCUAUAAUUAUAUGGACCUUUUAAAUGUAGACAUUCCUUGUGCAAAGUUUAAAGAAAAUAUUAUUUCAUCUAACUAUCCAA
Molecule: messenger RNA, 1404 nt
Organism: Aedes albopictus (Asian tiger mosquito)
Lineage: Eukaryota; Metazoa; Arthropoda; Insecta; Diptera; Culicidae
Gene: Gmd
Product: GDP-mannose 4,6 dehydratase
Exons: 2
Coding region: 109-1266 (385 amino acids)
Biological process (GO): GDP-mannose metabolic process
Cellular component (GO): cytoplasm
Molecular function (GO): GDP-mannose 4,6-dehydratase activity
Source: RefSeq, a predicted model, not a curated record